CAUGCCUGCAACGGCUAUGCAUAAGUUUAUAACUUUUAUAGGAACUAUGUCUAUAUUACAUGCGGCUUAUUCAGCCGCACAACAUCGAUCCUAUUUGCGAAUCACCGAACAGGAAUUUACUACUUUGCCAAUUGAUAUUUUAAUUCAAGGUAUAGUCAGUUUAUUUAUCGUUAUGUACGGUGUUAUGUACAUUGCUGGUGAUUUUAAAGAAAUUCGAGCAGUUGUUGAUUUGGAGAAUAAAUCCUGGGAAACACUGCGAAAUUUACCAUCCUUUCAAGUAUUUAAUCAUCGUGGGAGAUCUCUUUCGUCAGAGUAUAUUCCAGAAUGAAAUAGUUUUGAAAUAUUAAAUUAUUGAAAAAUAUAAUGAAUAUAUAGAUUUACUUGUAUUAUUUGUUGAAUCACAUUCUUUUAGUUCUCUUAGCUAGGAUUUAUUAAUAAAAUUUAUUAAUAUUAA
This is a messenger RNA of Formica exsecta, 454 nucleotides long. It is a transcript of the gene EMC5, whose product is annotated as membrane magnesium transporter 1. Gene Ontology annotation, cellular component: Golgi apparatus; plasma membrane; early endosome. Lineage: Eukaryota; Metazoa; Arthropoda; Insecta; Hymenoptera; Formicidae. The record is from RefSeq and is a predicted model, not a curated record. Bases 2 to 328 code for a protein of 108 amino acids. The transcript is spliced from 3 exons.